UCUGCGCUGGACUCCGGGCCGGUCACUGCUUGACUCGCAUUAUCAGAGGCAGCGCGCCCGCUCCACACCCUGCAGGAGGCUCCCGAUAGGGAAGCGCGUGGGCGCCGCACCAGGAGCCACACCGGCCCGUCGGGGAGUCUGUCCUCCUCCUCGCGGAGCCCAGAAGGAGCCCUUGGAAAGCGCGGCGGGCAGGUCGGGACCCGCGCCGAUCCCGCAGCGAGUCUGCGCCCGGAGCCGCCUCGCACCGAGCCACUCGGCCCAGGACCCGCCCGGCCCCGGCUCUCUCGGUCGGGAGGCUCCGCGGCCGGCCCCGCACUCAGCCCGCGAGCUCGCCCUUCCCCUCGCCCGCGGAGAUGUCUGCCCAGCCCGAGGCCGGCUUCGUGAAGGAGGCUUCCCGGCAGAUCGUGGCCGGGGGUUCCGCAGGUCUUGUAGAAAUUUGCCUGAUGCACCCCCUCGAUGUGGUGAAAACCAGGUUCCAGAUUCAGAGAAGUUCAACUGAUCCAAACAGUUACAAAAGCUUAGGAGACAGCUUUCGAACAAUUUUCCGAACAGAAGGGUUGUUUGGUUUUUACAAGGGAAUUCUACCACCCAUAUUGGCUGAAACGCCAAAAAGAGCUGUGAAGUUUUUCACCUUUGAGCAAUAUAAGAAAUUGCUAGGAUAUGUGUCACUGUCGCCAGCAUUGACAUUUGCCAUUGCUGGACUGGGGUCUGGACUAACAGAAGCCAUCGUGGUUAAUCCUUUUGAGGUAGUAAAAGUUGGCUUGCAAGCUAAUCGGAACACAUUUACAGAGCAGCCAUCCACUAUGAGUUACGCAAGACACAUCAUUAAGACGGAAGGUUUGGGACUCCAGGGCCUCAACAAAGGAUUUACAGCAACUUUGGGACGUCAUGGAGUUUUCAACAUGGUUUAUUUUGGCUUCUACUAUAAUGUCAAAAACAUUAUUCCUGUCAAUAAGGAUCCAACCUUGGAGUUUUUGCGAAAAUUUGGGAUUGGUCUUCUGUCAGGAACAAUAGCCUCAGUCAUUAACAUCCCUUUUGAUGUUGCCAAAAGUAGGAUUCAAGGGCCUCAGCCAGUUCCUGGAGAGAUCAAGUACAGAACCUGUUUUAAAACAAUGGCCACAGUCUAUCAGGAAGAAGGGAUUUUAGCUUUGUACAAAGGCCUGCUUCCCAAGAUUAUGAGGCUUGGACCAGGUGGUGCAGUGAUGCUGCUGGUUUAUGAAUAUACCUAUUCAUGGCUUCAGGAGAACUGGUAAUACUCUUGCAUCCUGUGAGAGCACUGCCUGCACAGAGUCCAUGAAAUUGAACCUUUAACCUCUCCAUGUGGAUGGGAUGGAAAAGGAUCUCUGAAGAGUGCAUUUGCCAGUUUAAAACAUUUUCACCCGCUAAGAAACAGAGGAAAUAUGUCAACGCUAACCAAUAAUAAUAAUGUUUAAAAAAAAAUCCCAAACCCAUAUCUCAUUCCAUUUUCCUUCUCUUAUUUUUAAGAGUAGCUUUAAAUCAUAAUUGCUUUAAAUAGCAAAUUGUAUUGGGGGUUUCUGUUGUUCUUUUAAAUUUAUUUCAUGUGAAUUCACUGUUGUAAGAAAAGACCUAAAGG
Messenger RNA from Myotis daubentonii (Daubenton's bat), 1594 nucleotides. RefSeq names its product solute carrier family 25 member 21 (gene SLC25A21). Lineage: Eukaryota; Metazoa; Chordata; Mammalia; Chiroptera; Vespertilionidae. The record is from RefSeq and is a predicted model, not a curated record. Gene Ontology annotation, biological process: transmembrane transport.